GGCCAUUUUUCAGAAUUUGCGGGAUUCCGGUUUUUGGAAUUUGGAAAGGGUAACAACGCGUGGCUUGACAUAAUUUACAUUCGCCGGGAAAAUGGCUGACGUUUUAGACAUUGAAAAUCAAGAUGAAUUUGAAUUUGACGAGGACGGCGACCAAGGAGUCGCAAAAUUGAAGGAGAAGGCGAAGAAACGUAAAGGACGUGGAUUUGGCGGUGGACACGAGGCAAGAGAGGAAAUUAAAGGUUAUGAAGCAGUGGAUGUUGAUGCUGCUGAUGAUGAACCAGGCCCACAACGAUCUGUAGAAGGGUGGAUUUUAUUUGUUACUGGAGUAAACGAGGAAGCCCAGGAGGAAGAUAUUCAUGAUAAGUUUGCAGAGUUUGGCGAAAUUAAAAAUCUUCAUUUAAAUUUGGAUCGCCGUACUGGGUUUCUUAAGGGAUAUGCUUUGGUUGAAUAUGAAACUUUCAAGGAAGCACAAGCAGCAUUAGAGAAACUUAAUGACUCAGAAAUUUUAGGCCAAAAAAUUUCAGUGGACUGGUGUUUUGUCAAAGGACCUAAAAAGAACAAACGAGAACGGAGAAGGAGAUAAGGCAGUGCAAGGGCUUCGUUUUGAGUUACCACAUUACAAAGGACUGCGUCGUCUGAUUUUCUCCUCGUCAAUCACCCUUUUUGUAUUCUGCGUUGCGCGAAUAUUGGAAAUAAAAAAAACAUCAUUCGCAUUUAA
Messenger RNA from Daphnia carinata, 718 nucleotides. It is a transcript of the gene tsu, whose product is annotated as RNA-binding protein 8A-like. Bases 92 to 583 code for a protein of 163 amino acids. NCBI's taxonomy places the organism in Eukaryota, Metazoa, Arthropoda, Branchiopoda, Diplostraca, Daphniidae. The record is from RefSeq and is a predicted model, not a curated record. Gene Ontology annotation, biological process: RNA splicing. Gene Ontology annotation, molecular function: mRNA binding. The transcript is spliced from 5 exons. Gene Ontology annotation, cellular component: exon-exon junction complex; nucleus; cytoplasm.